This is a messenger RNA of Talpa occidentalis (Iberian mole), 2180 nucleotides long. RefSeq names its product patr class I histocompatibility antigen, A-2 alpha chain-like. Gene Ontology annotation, molecular function: peptide antigen binding; signaling receptor binding. The transcript is spliced from 7 exons. The record is from RefSeq and is a predicted model, not a curated record. Gene Ontology annotation, cellular component: external side of plasma membrane. Gene Ontology annotation, biological process: positive regulation of T cell mediated cytotoxicity; antigen processing and presentation of endogenous peptide antigen via MHC class Ib; antigen processing and presentation of endogenous peptide antigen via MHC class I via ER pathway, TAP-independent. Lineage: Eukaryota; Metazoa; Chordata; Mammalia; Eulipotyphla; Talpidae. Bases 47 to 1129 code for a protein of 360 amino acids.
GCCGGGACUCCGUCUCCCCAGCCCGGGUGGGGGCGCGUCCUGGGGGAUGGGGGGCGCCGCCCUCCUGCUCCUGCUCGCGGUGGCCAGUGCCCCGAGGGAGACCCGGGCGGGCCCCCACUCCAUGAGGCUUUUCUACACCGCGAUGACCCGGCCUGGUCCCGGUCAGCCCCGCUUCAUCGCCGUGGGGUACGUGGACGACACGCAGUUCGGGCAGUUUGACAGCGACUCCCCGGGCCAGAGUGUGGAGACGCGGGCGCCAUGGAUGGAGCAGGUCGGGCAGGAGGAGCAGGACGAGGAGACACAGCACCAAAGGGACAACACACUGAGGUUCCAAGCGCAACUGGACACCCUGCGCGGCCUCUACAACCAGAGUGAGACCGGCUCUCACACCUUCCAGAGGAUGUCUGGCUGUGACAUAGGGCCCGACGGGCUCCUCCUCCGCGGAUACAGCCAGUUCGCCUACGACGGUGCCAAUUACAUCGCCCUGAACGAGGACCUGCGCUCCUGGACCGCAGCGGACACGGCUGCUCAGAUCACCUGGCGAGAGUGGGAGGCCCAGGGUGUGGCAGCGCACUUCAGGAACUAUGUGGGGGUCAGGUGCGUGGAGUGGCUGUGCAGAUUCCUGGAGUACGGGAAGGAGACUCUGCAGCGCUCAGAUCCCCCAAAGACACGCAUGACCCACCACCCCACCUCUGAGGGUGAGGUCACCCUGAAGUGCUGGGCCCUGGGCUUCUACCCUGCGGACAUCACCCUGACCUGGCAGCGAGAUGGGGAGGACCUGACCCAGGAGAUGGAGCUGGUGGACACCAGGCCUGGGGGAGAUGGAACCUUCCAGAAGUGGGCGGCUAUGGUGGUGCCUUCUGGGGAGGAGCAGCGAUACACGUGCCAUGUGCAGCUUGUGGGACUGCUGGAGCCCCAAGUCCUGAGAUGGGUGCCCCCUCCUCAGUCCUCCAUCCCCACCGCGGGCAUCAUUGCUGGCCUGGUUCUUCUUCGAGCUGUGCUCCCUGGAGCUGUGGUGGCUGCAGCUGUGAUGUGGAGGAAGAAACUCUCAGGGAGACAAGGAGGAAGCUACACUCAGGCUCCAGGCAACAACAGUGCCCAGGGCUCUGAUGUGUCUCUCAGCCCCUAAAGCAUCUUUUAAAAUGAAUGUGAUGAGGGCCCUCCACGGUGGCACAGUGGGUUGAACGCAGUGUUGUGAAGCUGUCCCCAGCCUCCACAGUGCAGGUUCAAUUCCCGGCCAGCCAGGAAGACUCCCACAUGGCGGGGCAGACAUCUCCUCUCUCGCCCGCUGCUCCCCUCAGCAGUGCUUUCAGUCCGUCUGUCUGUUCUGCUCCCCACUCUGGUGAAUCCUGAUUCACCAGAUCUGGUGAAUCAGGUCUCUGGUGAACCUUCUCACUCUCCCGCGACUUGGGCCUGUACCCCAGCUCUUAUAUAAAUAAAAAAAAAUUAAAAAAAUGAAUGUAAUGAGGCUUCUUUUGUUCACACCCUGGACAGCACCUGGUAUUGUGCAGAGUUUGCAUUUUCAGUCUCUCCUAGGUGUGAUGGUGUCACUGUUCUUAACUGUGGUAGUGAGCAUUUGUUCAUAUUUUCACUUUUCUAUGAAUACAGUUGCUGUUUGUAUAGAAGUUUUGUACAUUUUUACAGAUAAAGUGCUGUUCAUUUAUUACACUAUUUUUGUCCUUAUUAAAAUUGGGUUAUUUCUUUCUGAUCAUUGAGUUUUCGGCAUUUUUUGUAGAUACAGUCCUUUGUCAGAUUCGUGAUUUGCAAAUGUUUCCCCCCAACUCUGUGACCUGAACUCCUUUACUGAUGGGAAAACAAACAGUAUUGCCCAGACAGGAGCAUGGAGAUACAUAUAUUUGGAAGAGAAAAGAUAAAUUGCUAGGUUUUGAGCAGAUACUGACUAACUGGGGUGUUGAGGGUGGAGAAGAAUGACUUAUGUGUGUCCUUGAGUGUUAUUUAAAUGUCCUUGUAUGAGCAUGAAAUAUGCUUUCUAAAGUAAAUUACACUUCAUUCCUCAACUUGUAAAACUAUUCACACAUCAUGACCAAACUAGGUGUUAAGACCAGACUGACAUGUGCGUUACAAGUAAUAGACCUGCUCGUCAUAGUUGCAAAGUCAUGGUUUCCCUUUGGGUUUACUCUGGUGUUGUCCGUUCUUGGGGUGUUGGACACAUGUGUAAU